AUGGCGGCGCCCAGGCCCAUGGCCCGCUUCUGGGAGUGGGGCAAGAACAUCGUGUGCGUGGGCAGGAACUACGCGGAGCACGCCCGGGAGAUGCGCAGCGCGGUGCCGAGCGAGCCGGUGCUCUUCCUGAAGCCGUCCAGCGCCUACGCCCCCGAGGGCUCGCCCAUCCUCAUGCCGACCUACAGCCGCAACCUGCACCACGAGCUGGAGUUAGGCGUGGUGCUGGGCCGGCGCAGCCGCGCGGUGCCCGAGGCCGCGGCCAUGGACUACGUGGCCGGCUACGCCCUGUGCCUGGACAUGACCGCCCGCGACGUGCAGGAGGAGUGCAAGAGGAAAGGGUUGCCCUGGACCCUGGCCAAGGGCUUCGCGACCUCCUGCCCCGUCAGCGCGUUCGUGCCCAAGGAGAAGGUCCCAGACCCUCACAAGCUGAGGCUGUGGCUCAAGGUCAACGGCGAGCUCCGGCAGGAGGGCGAGACGGCCGCCAUGAUCUUCUCCAUCCCCCACAUCAUCAGCUACGUUUCUAAGAUCAUGACCUUGGAGGAAGGCGAUAUCGUCCUGACCGGGACCCCAAAGGGAGUUGGGCCUGUUAAGGAAAACGACGAGAUCCAGGCUGGCAUCGACGGGGUCGUCAGUAUGCGGUUUAAGGUGGAGAGAUCGGAACACUGA
Molecule: messenger RNA, 666 nt
Organism: Orycteropus afer afer
Lineage: Eukaryota; Metazoa; Chordata; Mammalia; Tubulidentata; Orycteropodidae
Gene: FAHD1
Product: fumarylacetoacetate hydrolase domain containing 1
Exons: 1
Coding region: 1-666 (221 amino acids)
Cellular component (GO): mitochondrion
Molecular function (GO): acetylpyruvate hydrolase activity
Source: RefSeq, a predicted model, not a curated record